AUACAAGUAUAAGUCAAACCGAAGACGUGCCGGACUGGGGUGGGCUAUACAUUCCGAGCUGGAAACUUUUCACGUGCGCUCGUGUGUUUACUGGGUCAAAUCCACGUGUGUGAGCGAGCAGACCCCGCCUCUGCACGGGAGUAAGGUCCCCGCCCACGAGUUCAUAAAAGUUUAGUCUGACAGUGUCUGUGAGAAUACUUGGAGAAAUAAUCAAGUGAGUCGUGUUUGUCGCAUUAUUCCAGUGGCUCGAAGGACGAAGGCUGUUUUUACAUUGGAGCUGGUGUGAAAUCUGAAGUGAAAGAGCAACAAGGAGGCAAAAACAGACCGCUUUCAUUCAACAAGUUUGAAAUAAGGAGGAUUUUUUCUUUCGUAUUGGAGUGGACUACAGUUGACUGAAAAUAUCCUCAUCAAUGAACUGCUCCGAACAGUAUGAGCUGCAUGACUGUCUGUAGAUGGUCUGACGGGGCCACCUGCUGGCGACUCUGUGUGCUGGCAGUGGUCACAACUGGUGCCGAGGACUUGUCCUUACAUGUCUGUCUGAGUUAUGUCCAGGCAUGUACCAGUAGGAGGGCUCAGUGAGUCACUGGCUGCUCUCUGUCUUAUAAAAAGCUCCCCAGUGACAUCAGUCUGAGAUGCUCUGUAAUGCUCACUGAGGGAGCUUUAACUGCUUAGAACAAUGUGUAGAAUGAUGGCUACUCACAAGCGGAUCCUGAGCACCAUGGGGAACGGCCCCACACGGCGAAACCUGUUCGGCCCUGUCGACAGAGAGCAGCUGCAGGUGGAGUACCAGGCUGCGCUUCGCAAAGACCUGGAGGAGGCUUCGCUACGCUGGGGCUUCGACUUUGUCUCGGAUAAGCCUCUGGAGAGCAGCGAUUUCCAAUGGGAGGGCAUCCCGGGUACCAAGGUGCCACUGCUCUACCGAUCCUGUAUGCUCGGUCUGGGAAAGGCGGAAGGUCAGAGGGCAGCAGAGGUGAAGGUUUCCCCUAAAGCAGCAAAAGUGGGGCCAUCACAGAACGAGAAGGAGAACAUCCCACUCAGCCCAGAAAGACGUGUACUCAAGCUGGAAAACCUGGAGAAAACACCUGAGAAAAGGGAGAACACAGGACUCAAGAGGAAACAGACAAACAUUACAGAUUUCUAUCAGGCUAAAAGAAGAGUAGUGGGGAUGCCACGCAAAUCCGGCGAGUGAUUUCCGGUGCAGUUUGCUGAAAAAGUGCCAACCACGCAAACAGUACAACGCUCAGGAAAUACAACGUUCUGCACAGACUCUGCACAGUCACUCACCAGGAGGUCAAAAACAGAAGGGGACCUCCAGCUACACACAGGCAUCAUUACUAUAAGGUUAAUUAGGGUACUGUAUUCACUCUGAGGGGGUUGGUGUUUUCCCACGUGGUAAGAAGGGGGACAUCCGAGCAGAGAAGAUUAACGGUAAUCUCUCGAAUCAGUGGAUUUAUACUCAUUUGGAUCAAGGGGAUGCCAAAGUGUCGACUAACAUUUCCUACUGUACAUUCCACAGUGCUGAAAACGCGGUCACGUCCCUGCGUCUGGACAUCUCCGCUUUGUAGAGACUCUGUGCCUCUUGCAGUGCCGAGAUACCACGGACAAACACAUUACUGUAUACACUUGAAACACAUGAUGUGUCGGUUUAAAAUCGUUCUGUUUUACAGGGAAAUCAAGGAAUGCCUGUGAGAAAAUGAGAGAAAAUGGUAGAGAAUGGAUGAAGCCCUUUGGCUCCUUUUGUUGAAUCCACUGUUGUGUUUUUUUUUUUACAGCGUUUUUUCUUUAUGUGUAUCAUGUGGGCAAGGAGUCAUCUUUAAGUGUUUUGGGUUUUUUUUUACAAGCACUUCCUGUCCAAAGUGUAUUAUACUUUAUAUAUCCUGAUGUACAAUCAUGUUCUAUCUACCAACAUGUGCUCAUAUGAAAAUGCUUGAAGAGUUCUGACAUCCUGUACAUGCAGUUGCUUUGCUUAGAUUAUAAAAGACAGAAGUGCCAUCAUGUCCUCUUCCAGCCCUCCCAUCGACUGCAUUUUGAUUGAUUUUCAAAGCAGAUCUCCACAAGUGCCCUGUUCAAACUCUGACAUGUGUACAGCACCAGAUUGUAGGUUAGGAGUGUAGCACAAGGUCUUUGAAACACUUAAAAAAAACACUUAUAUUUAGAUUUUUAUAUCAGAGAUUUAUCUAUAGAGUUUAAUACAGCACUGUUAAGUAGCAUUACCAUAAAAACACUGCAGUAUUGCACAUACAAAUGAUAGGUGGUGUACUCUGAACACCCAGUAUCAAGAGCCUUUUACGGCAUUUGUUUCGGUAUUUUGAAGCUCCAUAAAAGACAAUCGGUCAAAAGUGUUCUCAAAAGUAAAUGUUUUAAGCUAAAGCAAAGUGCUUUAUUCUUUUCUAUUUGAAAGCAUUAGUGCAAUUUAAUAGAAAAUGUGUUAUUAUCUGCCUCAAAGCAAAUUAUAUGUUUCUUCAUGACACUUAUUUAUGUCUAUGUAGGCAAAUCCUGCUGCUAUGGGUAAUCUGCAUGGGUGUCGAACAAGGUCACUGUAAUGCUAAUCCUUAUGAUCUGACAUGCGAAGCUAAGAUAAUGACAGCAUUACCCCAAACGAUGAAUGAAUGCACUUCUGUUUAUAGAUGCUUGUGCACAGGUGCGUCAUGUUGUUUUAUGUCAGAAACUACAAAUGAAAAAAUCUAUCCUUAUUUAUUGUGAGAUACUACGCCUUAUGUUAAUUUAGUUUUUGUUGUUUAAUUAUUAUGAGAAUUCCAAUAAAAAGAUUAAAAGAAA
Thunnus maccoyii (southern bluefin tuna) is the source of this 2778-nucleotide messenger RNA. RefSeq names its product cyclin-dependent kinase inhibitor 1A (gene cdkn1a). The transcript is spliced from 4 exons. Gene Ontology annotation, cellular component: nucleus. Lineage: Eukaryota; Metazoa; Chordata; Actinopteri; Scombriformes; Scombridae. Gene Ontology annotation, molecular function: cyclin-dependent protein serine/threonine kinase inhibitor activity. The record is from RefSeq and is a predicted model, not a curated record. The coding region runs from base 677 to 1189 and encodes 170 amino acids. Gene Ontology annotation, biological process: signal transduction by p53 class mediator; regulation of mitotic cell cycle.